Molecule: messenger RNA, 1686 nt
Organism: Thecamonas trahens ATCC 50062
Lineage: Eukaryota; Apusomonadida; Apusomonadidae
Product: ankyrin
Exons: 2
Coding region: 1-1686 (561 amino acids)
Molecular function (GO): protein binding
Source: RefSeq, a predicted model, not a curated record
AUGUCGAGUGGGUCGGAGCUGUGCGAGCUCAUCUCGCAGAAGCGUGGUGACGAGGCGCUGCGGCUUGUGCAGUCCAAGGCGUUGGGCCUUGCAGCGGUGAAUGGAAGCAAGGACGGGUGGACAGCGCUGCACUCUGCGGUCUUUGUGGGCCAUACCACACUCGUGUCUGCCCUCAUUGCUGCCGGUGCGGAUGUGACCGCCGUCAAUCCGCGUGGCGAGACAGCGCUUCAUCUGGCGGCAGCAGAGAACAAGGUGGCCAUUGUCAAGAUGCUCCUACGGGCGCUCGCAGACCGCUCGCCGCCGCCGCCGCCCACCGCCACUACCGUCACAGCAAAGGGCCACAAUCCGCUGUAUGCUGCCGUUGCUGGGCGCGCCACAGACGCAGCUAUGAUCCUGCUCGAUCCUGCGGCUCACAGCCUGCGGCUGGUCGGCGGACGGCUCGGACUCGAUGUCGUCGAUCGCCACGGCCGCACGGCGCUCAUGGCCGCUGCCCGCAUCGGCGACGCUAGCCUCUGCCAUGCCAUUAUUCAAGCUGCAGCUGACGAGGCUGACAUGAUGGGCAAGCGCGUCGGCGUUGGGUUGGACCUCGUCGACAGCAACGGCCGUACCGCCCUGCACUGGGGCGUCAAGUCCAAGGUUGUCGCCUCCAUCGCCGGCGCCUUUGCUGCCGCCAAUGGCCCGCUCGAUGCAGCAGAUGACAAGUCUGCCACGGUUCUGAUGUAUGUGUGCGUGGUCGGCGACGUGGUGGCGGCCACUGCCCUGCUCAACGCCGGCGCCUCGACCGCGCCGCGCAACGCGACCGGCAACACCGCCCUGCAUCUGGCGGCCAAGCACAAUCAAGCCGCCGUCGUCGAGGCUCUCCUUGCUGCAGGCGCUGAUCCUCUGGUCGAGAACACAGCUGGCAAGCGUCCUGGCGCCCUCACCGCAGACAGUGCGGUCGAGCGCGCGCUCCGGGACGCCGCCCAGGCUGCUGCCGAUGCUGCUGCCGCCGCUGCCGCCGCCGAGGCUGCCUCGGCCUCUUGCGCUGAUCCGUCGCCCAGCCUCACGCUCGGCACGCUCAGCACGCUGCCUUCGUCGAGUUCGCUCUCGCUCUCGGGCGAUCCGUCGCUCGACGUGCUCGGCGGCUCGAGCCGGCCGGCCAAGCGCCAAAAGAUUGACCACGUGCCGGCCUCGCCGUCGGUCGCCUCGACCUCGCUCACCUUUUCCCAGGCUCUGGAGCUGACGACCGCCACCAUGCUCGGCGUUGCUGCCACCAUCUCGGACGCUUCAAUCGCCACCAUAAGCUCGAUGCCGCCGUCGCGCAAGCGGGCGCGCUCGCCCGACAACGUCCAACUGCCAGCCGUCCCGAGUUCGGCGACAGGCGUGAGUGUGAGCCCAGCUCCGAGCUCCUCCAACUCAAGCAUCCCAGCGCAGCUCUCGAUGGGCUUGAGCAUGAUGUCGCUCCCGUCCGACUCAUCCCCGCCCCGCUCACCCGAGCCCGCCGCAUCAUCGCUCGCCGCCAUCCUUGACACACUUGGCGUCUCCCACGUUCUCCCACUCCUUCGCGCCGAAGAAGUUGAUCUCGCUGCGCUCUCCCUCCUCAACGAGUCUGAUCUCAAAGAGCUUGGGAUCGCCAUGGGCACGCGCAAGAAGCUCCUCGCUUACAUCCGCGCCAACCCAUCAUCACUCGCCAUGCAGCAGCCGUAA